UUGCGCUUAGAAAAGAACUAAAAAUUAUUAAAAAGGCUCAUUUAUUAAGAAUAUUUAAAAGGAUUAUUUGUUUUUUAACAAGAUGUCAAAUCACGUAUUUGAUAUUUUUAAUUCUUCGUCGCGAAAUUCAACUAAAGUUACUUCAAAAAUAAAUGGAGGAAAAAGUCAUGUUUCAAACAAUUUUCAACCAGUAAAACCAUUAGAAGCAUCACAAUUACGAAUCAAAUCGAGCAGUGGUUUAAAUAUUCGUCAACCGUUAGCAGAUUGUCGACCAAAUAAUAAAUUAAACGUACAAACAACUGUGAAACCAUCACCAUUAAAACCAAAAGAAAUACCAAAAGAAAAAAUUGAUCAUUAUAAUUAUAUAAAAUGUGAGGAUACUUAUGAAGAUAUUCUACCUAAACAUAAACGUGUUAAUGUCGACGACAUAAAAACUAUUUUAAGUUGUUUUGCUACACCGACUCCAUGUGCAACAGCUAAUAAACAAGUUAAUUUUCCUUCCAUGAUUAAUGUUGACGAUAAUUUUAAUAAAAGAAAUGAUUAUAACGUAUUUGAAGAUCUGGAGCUAUCACCACCUAAGAAUCCAUUUUUCGAUGAAGAUUGGAAUAUGUUUUAAUGUUUAUCGUUACUGCAUUUAAGUUG
Chrysoperla carnea is the source of this 642-nucleotide messenger RNA. RefSeq lists its product as uncharacterized. Lineage: Eukaryota; Metazoa; Arthropoda; Insecta; Neuroptera; Chrysopidae. Bases 83 to 616 code for a protein of 177 amino acids. The record is from RefSeq and is a predicted model, not a curated record. The transcript is spliced from 2 exons.